AUGAGCACAAUCGGUGCCAAUGGUGGCCAGGCGUCGCGGCUCAGACCGUACUUGACGACCGCCCAGCUCAUUUCCCUUGCGGCUUUUGCAUCUCCAAUCAUUUCUCUUCUCUUUAUUCUCUUCCGCCUGAGGGCAUCGAGCGAUACUGCGCAGCACUCUAUUGAUGAAGCUAAGAAUUCCCUCCAAGCCAGCUGUCUCGCCGCAGAGCGAGCAGCAUCUGUUGGUGCCUCUCUUCCUCGCUAUCUUGCUCAGGGUGUCAACGAGCAAAUCACGGACGGCGUACGCGCCACCAUGGAAGGUGUUCGCAUCGGCCUCACCCUCAGCUUGACUGCUACAGAGGCGAUCAUCGAGUUCAUCAUUGACAUGUACCGCUCUACUUUCCUUUGCCUGCUGGAACUUGUGAUCAGAGGUGGAUUAUCGGUGGUUAUUGCUUCGGUUCAGGAAAUCACAAGCUUUAUCAAUACUACCCUUUCCUCCAUUACGUCGGGGAUCGCCAACGAUAUUCAGUCUGCCAAUAACGUCAUUCAAUCGGCUGUAAACGCCAUCAAGAACAUACCUUUUGUCGGAAGCAACAUCAACGUUCCUCAAUUCAGCAUUCCGAGCGCAGCGCAGCUCUCAAACAUUCAGAUUCCGACGACAUUCGAGGACCAGCUCAAGUCGUUGAACAGCACACUUCCUACUCUCGAUCAACUUCGGGACAAGCUUGACGCUGUCAUCGCCAUUCCCUUUGAGCUCGUCAAGAAGGAGAUCAACGAUACUUUUGCGGCAUCCCAGGCGUCCUUUAUUGCGACACCCCUCCCAGUGCCCAAAGAAGCCACCGUCUCUUUCUGCGGAGACACGAUCAGCACGUCCUUUGACGACCUUGCAAAGACGCUCAUCCGCGUCGCGCAGAUUGGUAUCGCAGUCGUCAUCGGAUGCAUGGUACUUCUCUUCAUAGCCUAUGCAUUUGUUACAUGGUGGUCACAGAGGAGCCUUCGCCAGAACAUCGAGCGUAUCAAAUCGCUCUGGUUCGGCGAAGGAAACGCAACCACGGAUCGUCUCCUUGCGUUUGAUGCAUUAAUCUCCCAUCCCAUCUGGAGUAGGAUCGUACAGCUUCUGGCCGAAAGGUUUCAUCUUUCCCAGGAAAAGUACGACGCUUUGACCUGGUUCGGCCUCUACGUUUUCCAUCCGGCUCCAAUGGCCUGUCUCCUCAUCGGCAUCUUUGGUCUCAUUUCCGUCCAAAUUCAGCUCGCCAUCAUCCCCAUCAUGACCCGUGGAUUCUCAAAUCAAGCGUCGAACGACAUCAGCGAUCUCUCUACCAGGAUUGCCACCAAGUUGAACGAGACUAUGUGGCAAGACUCUGUCACCUAUGCACGCGCUCUCAAUACACAGAUUGGCAGCGUUCAGGACACGAUCAACAAUGACGUCUUUGGAUGGGUCAACGCAACCAUCGUCCCACUAAACAAUACCAUUGCGACCUUCUACUCGGAAGUUCAGGAUGCGGUCAAGACCGUCUUUGGAAAUACUCCUCUCGACGCGCCGGCACAGGAAUUCAUCCGCUGCAUCAUUGGAAGCAAAGUCACUGGUAUUGAAAACGCCUUGACGUUCUUGCAAAAGAACUUGCAUGUCGACUUGCCAAGAGUUGACGAGGGUGCAUUGGUUCUCAGUCAAUCCGGAGUCAACGAGGUGGCUACUCCUAUCUCGGCGGCCGCUGUUGGUUCCAGCGAUAAUGGCCAGGAUGGAGGGUUUAUUGGAAAGAUUAUUGCGCAAUACACCAAGGCUUUGGAGAAGGAGCGGAUCACGUUCUUCAUCUUCCUCCUACUCUGGGCAUUGGUCGUGGUGGUCGCACUCUUGAUCAUUGCUUGGCACUUUUGGAUCCUACCGGCUAUUCACAAGCGUGGGUUGCGAGAACCUCGAUGGCUUGCGGGUCCUCGUUGGGAAGACUCUAUGACGUUUGUACCUGAUCACGAGAGGCAAACCUCGAUGGAGAAGGCGGAUCUAUACAACCACGGGCCAGCCGUCGUAGCAAUACCAUCACCACUUCGCAAGAACCAUUCCGUCGCUUCUACCUCGACCAAGACGAGCUCCCAAGGCGAUCAUGUUCGUCAGCGACGAGCUGCGGAUGCACAGGAAAAGGGUGACCUCGAGUCAUUCCUCGACACGCAUCCCAAGGAGGACGAGCAGGGAACGUUCUUUGGUCGACUCAAGAGGUUCACCACUGUCGGUCGCAGUACCCACAUGGCCAAGAAGAAUUCCAACGACGGCAUUAUUCCAGUUGCGAACCAAAACGUGCCACGAACCCGUCCAUCGAACCCACGGACGCACGCUGGUACUCAAUGGUUUGAGCGCCUUACUAUCUGGAGGGGAGGAUCUUCAGAUGCGGAACCGAGCGUUGUGGAACCGCGAAAAGAACCUUCUCGACGACGUGCGCCCAGCAACCCUGGCUUGACAGUGGAUGUGUCGAAAGCGUCUGCACAGUUCAUCACCCCAAGGAUCAUCCUGGAGCAUGACGAUCGCCCGUCGGAACCUGUCGUCGUUCCGACCCCACGACGACCAAGUGUACCGUCUCGCCAAGGAUCAGGAGACUCUAACGGGAGUAGGCGACCCGGCGAUUAUCUCUCUGUGCCAAAACCAGGUCCACAUCGUCCACCAAAGCCUCCGGCAUGGCUCGAAGCUGAGCGUGCUAAGAAGGCUCUCCCAGUCCUGCCAGACGAGCGGCCACGGCACUAUGGACCCGAAUCUGGCAAAGAUCGGCAGCGUCAGAACUCUGGCUCGGAUAGCGAUGCAAGCCGUGGACCGCGUCGACCACCUGGACUUGGCUCUGACAAUGAACGCUCCCGUCGCCCAACGUAUCCCAAGCCUGCAGUCCUGUACGAGCCACGCGGACGCCCUUCGCAGUCAAGCCGAUCUCGCCACUCUCGGAACUCAUCGGUCCCACCGCUCUCGGAGCGCACACGUACUGACCCGAAGCGCCAGCAACAGCGUAACCGAGUGCUCUCGAGGCCCUCCUCAUUUGAUGCUGCAGACCCCUUUGCAACACCCGUGAAGAGGACGAUGGAGCUCCCGGCGCCCCUCGAGCCUGUCAAGAAGAAUUCUCUCCCAACCGAGUCGAGUGCCUUUGCCAACCCCUUUUCCACGCCAUUUGACGAUUCGAAUGCGGUUUCAUCCAAAGCUGCAAACACGGAGCUUCGCAGUAAUGCCACUUACAACUUUUCUUUCCCAACUCGUAGGCUGAACGGUGCGAUCUAG
This is a messenger RNA of Serendipita indica DSM 11827, 3228 nucleotides long. NCBI's taxonomy places the organism in Eukaryota, Fungi, Basidiomycota, Agaricomycetes, Sebacinales, Serendipitaceae. The record is from the annotation of a GenBank genome assembly.